Molecule: messenger RNA, 1429 nt
Organism: Manduca sexta (tobacco hornworm)
Lineage: Eukaryota; Metazoa; Arthropoda; Insecta; Lepidoptera; Sphingidae
Product: long-chain fatty acid transport protein 4-like
Exons: 7
Coding region: 338-1429 (363 amino acids)
Biological process (GO): triglyceride homeostasis
Cellular component (GO): endoplasmic reticulum
Molecular function (GO): long-chain fatty acid-CoA ligase activity; long-chain fatty acid transmembrane transporter activity
Source: RefSeq, a predicted model, not a curated record
AACGAAACAAGCAGUGUAUAUUGUAUAAUUGUCAUUAGUAGAAAUGUCGCAGUCGACUUGAAACACUAGUUGUAAAGAAUAAUUUCGUAAUACUAGUUUUUGCUUUAGUUUCUAAUUUUUUGUAAACAAAUGACCAGAGUGCGUCACCGUGGCCUAUGAUCACCAUACAAUUCACAGUUUAAAAAAUAUUACGAAAUUAUCAGAAGAUAAUUAUUCGUUUUAUUGUUAUUAAAAGUAGGUACAUCUAUGAAGUAUUUGUGACGAGUCGCAAUACUCGCGGUUCACGGUGUUUCAACGACGGGCAGUUCGCCGCAUUUCAUUGCGAAAGGCAGUCGUGAUGGGCUUUCCAAUAGCGGCUGCUGUGGGGGCUUUUGUGGCGUUAUGGUCUUUCCAAGGCCUACUUUGUGCCCUCGUAGUUUCUGUGUGUGUGGGUAUCUUGUAUGUUGCAGUGUUCCAUACGCGAUGGUGUUAUGUAGCAAUAAAAACAAUCCCGCGGGACCUUUAUGCAUUAUACACUUACAUGAGGAUUAUGUGGGUGACACGACAGAUGAGCAAAAAGAACCUGACCAUUCCAGACAUAUUCCAUGAUGUUGUCAACAGACAACCAGACAAACCAUGUUUCUUAUACCAGGAUGAAGUGUGGAGUUUUAAGGAGGUGGAAGAUUUCAGCCUUCGCGUGACAGCAGCACUAAAGGCGCAGGGCGGCAAGAAGGGCGAUAUAGUCGGCUUGUUAUUAAAUAACUGCCCUCAAAUGCCGGCUAUAUGGAUGGGCAUAGCACGGCUUGGUGCUGUCACACCACUUAUAAAUACAAACCAGCGGGGCAAUGCACUUGUACAUUCCAUAAAUGUCGCCAAAUGCGAUUACCUUAUAUUUAAUGAUGAGUAUAUGACAGCUAUACAAGACGUCCAAUCUGAACUGAGUCCUAGCCUUAAGCUAUAUAAGUUUACACACCGGCCACUGAAUCCGUCGAACCCUAAAUCCCAGAAUAGUGGGGAUGCCGUCGCAGAUUUUACUAAUAUUUUGGAAACCACACCGCCUGCCGAUUGGACCCUUGCGAAUGCAGACGGGUUUGAAGGGAAAUUGUUAUAUAUCUAUACUUCUGGAACUACCGGACUGCCUAAAGCCGCUGUGAUAUCAAAUGCCAGAUUCGUGUUCAUGGCAACCGGCAUACAUUUCUGGCGUCUAAAUACGUCCGACGUCAUUUAUUGUCCAUUGCCGCUGUACCACACCGCCGGAGGAGUGAUAAGCGUCGGUCAAGCACUCGUGCUGGGUUGCACAGUUAUUCUAAAAGCGAAAUUUUCCGCAUCGCAAUAUUUCCCCGACUGUGUCAAGUACAAGGCGACGGCGGCGCACUACAUCGUUGCAAAAAAUAGAUUUAAGGAGUUUUUCUUGUGCAGGUGGAAGAAGCGUGUGGAUUGGUUCCGAUAA